This is a messenger RNA of Galleria mellonella (greater wax moth), 802 nucleotides long. RefSeq names its product histone H1.1, embryonic-like. NCBI's taxonomy places the organism in Eukaryota, Metazoa, Arthropoda, Insecta, Lepidoptera, Pyralidae. The transcript has a single exon. The coding region runs from base 49 to 720 and encodes 223 amino acids. The record is from RefSeq and is a predicted model, not a curated record. Gene Ontology annotation, biological process: nucleosome assembly. Gene Ontology annotation, molecular function: structural constituent of chromatin; DNA binding. Gene Ontology annotation, cellular component: nucleosome.
GUAUUUGAAAUUUUUAAACAUUUGUUCGUCGCUUCAAAACUAGACGCCAUGUCGGAAAGCUCUGAUGACAAGCCAUUGUCUGCUUUGGUCAAGAAAACUAAAAAUACAUCUAAGCCAACGAAAAUGUCACCAAGGGACAUUUUAAAGAAGAAUCAAGACGAAAAGAAGUUGAGUACAAAGAUUAUGGUUCACGAAGCGUUGAACGAAUUGAAAAGUAGAAAAGGAACGUCACUGCACGCAAUUAAGAAAUAUAUAACGGAAAAAUAUAAUGUUGACACGGAUAAAAUCAAUUACCUCAUCAAGAAAUUCAUCAAAACGGGAGUGGAAACGGGCACUAUCGUCCAAAUGAAAGGUGUAGGCGCGAGCGGUUCAUUCAAACUGGUUACAGAGAAAAAAGAAAAAAAACCGGAAGAGAAGAAAACUGCAACGAAAACGAAAAGCGAUAAAGAGAAAUCGAAGACGAAAGAGAAAAAAGAAGUAGUCAAGGAAAAGAAAGAGGACAAAAAGAAAAUCAAGCCCGAGGCGGCCAUGACAAGCAUGAAAGAUAAAGUUAAAAAGAGUAAAACAGAAAAGAGACCUGAAUCUAAGAAGGCGAAAGAGAGCAAAGUUCCCCCCAAAAAGCGAGCGUCCAUGUUGAAGAGAAAAAGUACCGGUUCAGUUAUAAAACCGCCAAAAAUGAAGCCGAAAAGUAAGGAAGAAAAAAAAUUAUUAACAAAUUAAUUACAAAAUAUAUAUUUAAAAGUGUUAACGUUAAUUCUAUUGUAUAAUGCUGUAAAAUUUUAAUAAAUUACUAUGAAACAAA